AUGGAAAUCAUUACGGAGAGGUCCUACUCGAACCCUUGCCGUUCAUCAACUCCUGUGUCAAGCCCGAUUAUCCCCAGUGGUGAAACUGCACCACGGAUUCUCCGUUCGGAAGUACGAGUCGCUAUCAAGAGCAUGAAACCUGGCACAGCCCCCGGACCUGAUUUUAUAUCAGCAGACUUUCUUCGGGCUGGUGGCCAUCUGCUUCAUGUAGUCUUAGCAGCGCACAUGACAUCCUACCUUCAGAGAGAAAGGAUCCCAGACCAGUGGAAGACCUCGCGAACCUUUCUUAUUCAUAAGAAGGGUGACCGAGAGGACCUUCAGAACUACCGUCCGAUAUGCUUGCUGAGCGUGUUAUACAAAGUAUUCACCAAGAUCAUCCUCACGCGCAUAUCUAGGACGCUGGAUGAAGCUCAGCUCAAGAACAAGCUGGGUUCCGCCAGGGGUUCAGCUGCUUGGACCACAUCCAGACCGUGUCGAGGGGAAUACCGCCUGCCCUUUGUUCUAACCUUCGUCGACUAUGAGAAAGCCUUUGACAGCGUAGAAAUGAAUACAAUACUGUCGCUGGUCGAUUAA
This is a messenger RNA of Necator americanus (New World hookworm), 573 nucleotides long. RefSeq lists its product as uncharacterized. The coding region runs from base 1 to 573 and encodes 190 amino acids. The transcript has a single exon. Lineage: Eukaryota; Metazoa; Nematoda; Chromadorea; Rhabditida; Ancylostomatidae. The record is from RefSeq and is a predicted model, not a curated record.